AUGGAAACACAACGGGAAUCCAGAACGGCCCCGUUUUACUCGGUUCCCACUCGACGCCUCGUCAGUGUCGAGCAUCCUGCCGUUGUCCGCAACUUCGACAAGGCAGUGAACACACUGCAGGGAAACAGAGGAAUCAAGGCUAUCUUGAACCCGGUCAAGGCUGAUACGCCAGCCAACCUGAUUCUGCGGCCGGAAGAUGCCCUGGCAAGACCAGUUCAGUCGACGAGUAGCCCGUCCAACAAUGUCUUGCUGAAAGUCACUGUCCCGAAACGAACAGGGCGAAAGCGCAAGCGGGGCUCGGAUGAGCAGUUCACUGAGGCGCCAGACGCUGUAUCAACGGAGCCGCCCCAGCGACGCAAUGCUAAAGAUCUAUUGCGCAGUCUUCGUGACAAUCCGUCUACGUAUCAGAUACAGCCGGUGGGAAGGAUCGAGCGCACACAUGUGUUCCGAGGCAUGCCGGAUUUUGUCUAUUCGACGACGGCAAGUUCCUUUACGAAUCGAUUCCGGGAAAAUAUCUUGCCAUACGACUUGGAGAAGCUGAAGCAGUUCGACAUCGACAUGGGCAAAGGAGCCACCUCUAGCGUGGACAUCAUUCCACCACCAUCAUUUAGUCAUGGGGAUGUUCCAUUCCAUUACAUGUACCGACAAAACCCCACAGUGAAACAAGCUAUCAAUCAAUCCGGCGAGGUCCAGACCAUCAACACACAACAACCGAUCAAGGUUCUUACGCAUCUCGUCUCAUACGACAUCCCAGUGGUACCCUCGCAGCCCCAAGAGAGUCUGCCACACAUCGACACGCUCGACAGUAGCCUCCGCGCCACUAUCGACGCCGUCAAAGCGCGAUUCGAGGAGCGACCAGCAUGGACACGGCGCGCUCUACGCAACACCAUCACCAGCGACGAGCAGCGCACCCUGCUGCGGCACGCAAUCCCCUAUGUUGGAUACAUCUUCAAGUCCGGGCCCUGGCGCGACGCCAUCCUCAAGCUUGGCGUCGACCCACGGUCCUCCCCCGACUACCGCCACUACCAGACCUUCAUGUUCCGCCUAUCAACGCGCGAACCAGACGUCGCCCGCGACGGCGGCGGGCGUCGUCACACCCUCCCUCGCACCGAUGCCAGAACCAACGCAGAUAGCAGCAGUACGGCCGCAGAGCCCGGCCGUGCCGCCGAAGACCACCUCUUCACAGGCCGGCUGCCGCUGUCAACGGAGGGCCGGAUCUGGAUGGCGCGCGAGAUCACAGACCCACAGCUAGCCGCGGUGCUCUACCCACCGGGAGGCGACUCCCCACCAUUCCUGCGCGCGACAUGCGAAAUCACGAGCGAUGGCUGGUUCGGGAACGGCACCCUCGCCAAGAUCAAGACUAUCAUGCGCGCCAAGAUCCAUUUGCUUCUGGAGGGUCGCCAGCCCCGCGAGGAGGACUACCGGCGUAUUAUUCAGAUGCCGGACUAUGCGCGCGACGAGUCGGAGUUUAAUCGCUUUGUUAUCGAUCCGGAUGUGGCGACGAGCAAGGAGACUCAGUUGGCUACGGAUGUUCGUGCUGUGAUUCGGAGUGCGCCGUUGUGGAGGCGGAUGACUGCAUCUGCUGCGGCGGAGGAUAAGGGGAAGAGGAAGGGUGCGGAUACGUUCCCUGGCCGUGCGCUCAAGUCUCGGAAAGGGAAGACUAAAGCGGAGGAGGAAGAAGAAGAAGAAGAAGAAGAAGAAGAAGAAGAAGAAGCUGAAGAUGAAGGCCCUGUCUCGAACGAGCAGAGUGAGGGCGAGGAGGAAGAGAGAGAGCGCGCGGAGAUGUUGGAGGCGGUUGUGGCUGCGGCCGAGGCGAGAGAUGCCGAUGCAGAGGCGGCGAGCGAGACGGACGACACUGGGGAUGAGGAGCAGGAGUAA
Messenger RNA from Penicillium alfredii, 1878 nucleotides. RefSeq names its product transcription factor TFIIIC subunit TFC1. Gene Ontology annotation, biological process: transcription initiation at RNA polymerase III promoter. The coding region runs from base 1 to 1878 and encodes 625 amino acids. Lineage: Eukaryota; Fungi; Ascomycota; Eurotiomycetes; Eurotiales; Aspergillaceae. The record is from RefSeq and is a predicted model, not a curated record. Gene Ontology annotation, cellular component: transcription factor TFIIIC complex. The transcript is spliced from 5 exons.